AAAUUCAAGUUAAUCAAAAACUCAAAAGAAGGAAAGAAGUGUCACUUAGAAUCGUGUUCAUAACGGUGUUCUAACCCAAAUCAGCAGUAUAACCGGGUACCGACAUUAGCCAGUCCGGACAAUAAAUCGUUACCGUCAAUUCCAGUCAACAGUUAAACUACACAAAAAGCGGAAAAAGCCCUCUAAGUUUUCAAAUUUUUCAAACUACGCUCCCAGAUAAUAACCCAUUUUUUCUACUCUCUUGCCAUUUUAUUGAGUCUCAAAAAAACCUACUUACAUACACUCAGUGGAUACUUCUAUUUACUCUAAAGAUUGUGGAAUUAGGGUUUUGAUUGAUUGGCCAAGGAGGUAGAAUGGUUGAUGAAGAUAAAGGAAAUAGUGAUGGUGAUAAUUUUACGCUGGGUUUGUUGGCUGAAAAUGGUCAAACUGUAAAGGAAUUGAAGGGCCACCCAGUUAUAGUCGAGAACGGUGAUACAAACCUUGCUGAAUCAUCAGGUGUUGUUUGUCGGACCUACAAGAGGCGGAAGCGUAUGAAAGUGGUACAAGAUGGCGUUGUACUGGGGAUCUCUGCUGGUCAACGUAUGAACCAGUCAAUGAAUGAACCGCUAGAUACAUCCCUUAACAAAAGUUCUGGCAUGCCAGCUAGUGUAGCUCAUAUGAAACCACAUGGUCUUCUGAAUGAUUCCAGUUCAUGGCCUGUUAAAGAUUGGAAGGGUGCUGCUCUGAAGCAGAUGUUUCAAUCAUUAGAGAGUGAUGGUGGUUUGAAAGGAUGUAUUCAAGAGGCACUGGCAUCACAUUCAAAAGCCAGUUGUGCUGGUGAAGCUAAGGAAUCAGGAAAAAGUUGUGAAGAUGGGAACGGAGGUUCUCUGCCAUCAAAGUCUGUAUUUCAAGGAAUCCAGAAUGGAACAGAGCCAGUGCCUUAUGGAUCAGUGGAUGAGCCAAAAAGUCACACUGUGACAGAGCUCUGUCAGCUCACUUUCCUUGAUAUUGUCAAAUCAGAAAAGUUUGCUCAACUAUGUCACGUCCUCUUUGAAAAUUUUGAAGGAAUUAAGGCUGACAAAUUUUUUGAUAUUAAUCUUAUUCACUCAAGGAUGAAAGAUGGAUCUUAUGAGGGCUCAUCCCUCCUUUUUCACUCAGAUAUUCAACAGAUGUGGACAAAGCUUCAUGAAGCUGGCAGUGAAAUGAUUGCUCUUUCAAGGAGCCUUUCAGAAAUAUCAAGGGCUUGUUUCCGAGCUCAGGUGAGUGUUUCAGUGCAAGAAAACACUGAAGAUGCAAAAGAUGAGUUAGUUGCUAAAAUGGAACAAGCAGAGACCUAUGGUGUAAAUAAAAAAUAUGCUUGCCAAUGUUGUGGGGAGAAAGCGGAUGGCAGAGAUAGUUUAGCUUGUGAUUCAUGUGAGGAGAUUUACCAUGUCUCUUGUGUUGAGCCUACUGUUGAAGAAAUUCCCCCAAGAAGUUGGUACUGUGCCAAAUGCACUGCAAAAGGAAUUGAAUUGCCCCAUGACAACUGUGUUUUAUGCGAAAGGAUCAGUGCAUUUAGAUCAGUGAUAAUUGAAGAUGAGGCUGAAGACCUUACAUCUGAAGAUAUGCUUCUGGAACUGGAGGCGAGAACAAAUGCUUUGCAGGAUGAUGAACUUAAACUGGGUGAAGGAGUUAAGGAUUUGCCUUGUUGCAACAUAUGUAGAAUUGAGGCGAGGAGUAAUGAAAAUCUUAAAAUAUGUGGUCAUGCCUUCUGCCCUCACAAAUUUUACCAUGAGAAGUGCUUGACCAGAAAGCAGUUGGAUACUUACGGCUCCUGCUGGUACUGCCCGUCGUGUCUUUGUAGAGCUUGCCUUAAGGAUUGUGAUGAUGACAAAAUUGUACUUUGUGAUGGUUGUGAUCACGCUUAUCAUAUUUUCUGCAUGCAGCCACCGCAGACUUCAAUUCCUAGUGGGCAAUGGUUUUGCAGAAAAUGUGAUGCGCAGAUACAGCAUAUACGCAAAACAAAAAGGAAAUUUGAGACUUUGCAAAAUGAAGCGAAGAAGAGAAAAAAACAAUGUGGAGGAUUAGGUGUACGAAAAGGUAAGGAUGAGGAAGCUUUAAAUAAAUCUGGAGGUGUGGAAAUGCUUCUAGAUGCUGCCAAAACUCUGAAUUCCCAGGAGGAUUUAGCUGCUUUAGGAUCAAAAGACCAAUAAAACUCGGAUCAAUGCAUGGAGUUAUGGUAACUCCGUAAACAACGGAUAUGGUUCGGAGUCCAGUUGACAGUGGUACAUGACCUGGUUGCUGGUGUUUGCGACCUGUAAGAAUUAUACAAGUGGCAAACUUUCAGAUUUUGGUAGGCAUACGAUGUCUUUGUCUAACUGAUAGUCCUAACAAGCCAUGCCUUUAGUAUUUUAGAUUGUAUUUUCUAGUACAUAUUGUUUCUUGGGAUAAUCAGCAACUGAUGUCCAUGUGUUGUAUAAUUAGGGAAAAACAUACGGAUUAUUUUCUUCAUAUUAAAGGGAAGACUCUUAGACCUGA
Messenger RNA from Capsicum annuum, 2496 nucleotides. RefSeq names its product PHD finger protein EHD3. The record is from RefSeq and is a predicted model, not a curated record. Lineage: Eukaryota; Viridiplantae; Streptophyta; Magnoliopsida; Solanales; Solanaceae. Bases 354 to 2171 code for a protein of 605 amino acids. The transcript has 7 exons.